Symbiodinium pilosum is the source of this 1053-nucleotide messenger RNA. The record is from the annotation of a GenBank genome assembly. Lineage: Eukaryota; Dinophyceae; Suessiales; Symbiodiniaceae.
AUGAUGAAGGCCGCGAGAGAGCGUUUGGGACUAUCUUUGUCGGUGUCUACGGCAGAACAAACACCGGGCGCCAAAGUCCAGCACCAGUGUAAGAUUCAGGCUACGUCAGAGGGAGACGUUGCUCGCCGAUACAAGCUCGGCGGGAUGGUCAUGGAGUCAACCAACAGAGGGAUGGAGGUCCUCUGGGCCACGCGACUGACCGACGGCAAGGAGUGUGUUGUCAAGACCCGGCAAAAGGGGAUAUCAUUCAAAAGCGCAACAGAGGAAAGGAACUGGCGCAGCACGACUGAGGUUCAAAUGAGCAUGCCGAAGAUUGACAAGCUAUGUCAGAUAUACGAGGUUCUGGAAACACCAGAAAGAUACCUGGUGAUCAUGGAAAAGGUUGAAGGAAAGGACCUCUUUGAGCAAAUGGAGGAGUCGGAGCUGAGCCACAUAGAUGCGAGAGAAGUGGUGCGUCAAACGCUGGAAGCCCUGAAGAUAAUGCAUGCGAGUGGACGCAUCCACAAGGAUCUCAAGGCUGAAAACGUAAUGGUGGACUUGCCCAGCCCAGGAUCAGAGAAGGCAAAGGCCAACCAAAUGAAUCGCUUAAAGGAUGGUGGUGAUGCUCAGAGUCCAGCGAGUGUCAAGCUCAUCGAUUUCGAUACUGUCGAAAACUGGGAGCCGCACAGCCCCAAAGCCAAGGACGUUCUUGGCACAGACGGCUACAUCGCACCAGAAGCAUACUUGGGCUCGUACUCUCCAGCUUCUGACAUUUAUUCACUUGGAGUGGUGAUGUACAAGCUGGUCACUGGCAGAUUCCCGAGCCGGGAAGACAUGUUCGACGACCAGCCGGGUGAAAACUGGGUUGGAAGUCCAGCUAUGAAGAGGAUCCACGAACGUUUGAAGAAGGCAAAGAUAGAUUAUUCACGUCCGCCUUUUGAUCGGUGUCCAGAAGCUGCGGAUCUUUGUUCGCGCAUGUUGGCCUUCGAGCCUAUGGACCGGCCAUCAGCGGAAGCAGCUCUGAAACAUGCUUACUUUAUGCUGGACGGUGCGAAGCUGCCAAAAAGAAGGUAA